Messenger RNA from Torulaspora delbrueckii, 1698 nucleotides. It is a transcript of the gene HTS1, whose product is annotated as histidine--tRNA ligase. Gene Ontology annotation, biological process: histidyl-tRNA aminoacylation; mitochondrial translation. The coding region runs from base 1 to 1698 and encodes 565 amino acids. The record is from RefSeq and is a predicted model, not a curated record. The transcript has a single exon. Gene Ontology annotation, molecular function: ATP binding; histidine-tRNA ligase activity. Gene Ontology annotation, cellular component: mitochondrion. NCBI's taxonomy places the organism in Eukaryota, Fungi, Ascomycota, Saccharomycetes, Saccharomycetales, Saccharomycetaceae.
AUGAAAUUUUUUUAUUGUAGAUGCUUCGAACAGUCAGCUUUGAACAAAAGAUACGAUGAGCCAUUGAGAUCUUUCGAGGACGGUUCUUUAAUGUUUAUUCGAGCGAUACGAAGGCCCGUUAAUAUCAAAAGGUAUUUCUCAAAAAUGUCACAAAUUCCCGAUGCUCCUGCAGCAGCUACCGCUGGCUCGAACAAGGCCAAGAAAUCUAAGUUACAAGUGUCCUUGAAGACCCCAAAAGGUACCAAGGAUUGGGCUGAUACUGAUAUGGUCAUCAGAGAAGCCGUCUUCUCUACUCUGUCCAGUUUGUUUAAGCGUCAUGGUGGUGUUACUAUUGAUACUCCGGUGUUUGAACUACGUGAAAUUUUGGCAGGCAAGUAUGGUGAAGACUCCAAGUUGAUUUACGAUUUGAAAGAUCAAGGUGGUGAGCUAUGUUCUCUGCGUUACGAUUUGACAGUUCCUUUCGCAAGAUUCUGUGCGAUGAACAAUAUCCAAAAUAUCAAGAGAUAUCAUAUCGCAAAAGUUUACCGAAGAGAUCAACCCGCAAUGACUAAGGGUCGUAUGAGAGAAUUCUACCAGUGUGAUUUCGAUAUCGCAGGUACUUACGAACCGAUGGUGCCAGAUGCCGAGUGUUUGUCCGUGGCCGUUGAAGGUCUGACCAGCUUGGGGAUUAAGGAUUUUAAAAUUAAAUUGAACCACAGAAAGAUCCUAGAUGGUAUCUUCAAAGUUGCCGGGGUCAAGGAUGAAGACGUUCGUAAGAUCUCUUCAGCGGUUGACAAGUUAGAUAAAUCUCCUUGGGAAGCGGUAAAACAUGAAAUUACUGUGGAAAAGGGUCAAAGCGAAGAGACCGCUAACAAGAUCGGUGAAUACGUCAAAUUCAAUGGUUCCUUGAAAGAUAUUCAUGCUAAAUUAUCUGAAGACUCGGACAUUACUUCAAACGAAUUGGCUAAACAAGGUCUUGAUGACAUCGCUCUCCUAAUCAACUAUGUCGAAGCGUUGGGAAUCGACUCUUACAUCUCUUUCGACUUGUCAUUGGCAAGAGGUUUGGACUACUAUACCGGUCUAAUCUAUGAAGUUGUCACUGAAGCUUCUGCUCCACCCGAAAAUGCUGGUGAACUGAAGAAGAAGGCCAAGACAGAUGAAGAUGCAUCUUCUUAUGUUGGUGUUGGCUCCAUCGCUGCUGGUGGCCGUUACGAUAAAUUGGUCAGUAUGUUCGUCGAGGCUUCUGGUAAGAAAGCUACUCAAAUUCCAUGUGUCGGAAUCUCUUUCGGUGUCGAAAGAAUUUUCUCAUUGAUUAAGCAAAGAACCGAAUCUGCAUCUUUAAAACCAACCGCUACACAAGUAUUUGUUAUGGCAUUCGGUGGUGGUAAGGACUGGACCGGAUACUUGCCAGAAAGAAUGAAGAUCGCAAAGCAAUUGUGGGGAGCCGGAAUUGAAUCGGAGUAUGUGUAUAAAGCAAAGGCCAACCCAAGAAAACAAUUCGAUGCAGCUGAUAAAUCAGGUGCUUCUUUAGCAGUCAUUUUAGGUAAGGAAGAAUACUUGGAUGGUAAGCUGCGUGUCAAGAGACUGGGACCAGAGUUCGCAGACGACGAUGGAGAAGUCGUCGAGGCCGAGAAUAUCGUAAAGGUUGUCAAGGACAAAUUAUCUCAAAUUAACGAAGACGGUGUUGACCAAGUUACACGUCUCAUCAGAGGCUUAUAG